Messenger RNA from Carica papaya (papaya), 1316 nucleotides. Its product is annotated as basic helix-loop-helix (bHLH) DNA-binding superfamily protein. Gene Ontology annotation, biological process: regulation of transcription by RNA polymerase II. Gene Ontology annotation, molecular function: RNA polymerase II cis-regulatory region sequence-specific DNA binding; DNA-binding transcription factor activity, RNA polymerase II-specific; protein dimerization activity. Gene Ontology annotation, cellular component: nucleus. The record is from RefSeq and is a predicted model, not a curated record. Lineage: Eukaryota; Viridiplantae; Streptophyta; Magnoliopsida; Brassicales; Caricaceae.
UCAAAUGCUUUCUCUUCAGCCUCCCCCUUUCUUCUUCUUCUUCUUCUUUCCCGUACUCUGCCUUUGUCUGUCUCUGCUUAUUUUGCUUAUCUCUUGCCAAAAAUUCAGUACUUUUUGCAAGCUAUCUAACUUCGAAACGGUGUCGUUUAUCCUCUACUACACUUCCAACUUACGAUAAAGCUCAAGUUUUGAUUUUGGGGAAUCAAGGAUUUUGAUCGCCCAUAAUAAAACUCUCAACUUUUAAUGCUAAACUUUCAAAAUUUAGCAAAAAAGUUGAUUUUUUGCAAGAGAACAAAAAGAAAAGGAAAAAAAGGAACAAACUCUCUGGUAGUGGUUGGUUUGAAAGACAAAACCAUUUUCUCUGGCUUUUAAGCUUACAGUGCCGUGGAAUUUGGGUGAUUCUUCUCGAGGGUUUGAUCUUUUAAAGUUGGGGUUUUGUUUUGAUAUCUCUCUUUGCCAAUGCAGCUUUUGUAAUCUGGUUGAUGGUAUCUGCAAAUUGAGUUCAUAGGUGAGAAAAGAUGAUGGAAAAUAAGAGGAGUCCUUGCUCUGUUAACCAGAGCAGCCUCACAUCUCUUGCAUCCAAACGACACAAGGCUGAUCUAUCUUUCUCAAAUAAGGAAAAGAAAGAGAAGGUCGGGGAACGAAUUGUAGCUUUGCAAAAGCUUGUUUCACCUUAUGGGAAGACGGAUACAGCCUCUGUUCUUUUAGAGGCAAUGGAAUACAUACAGUUCCUUCAUGAACAAGUUAAGGUGUUGAGUGCUCCGUAUCUCCAAAGCUUGUCUGCAGCUAAGAUGCAGGAGUUGGAGCAAUACAGCCUGCGAAGCAGAGGGUUGUGUCUUGUUCCGAUCUCUUGUACUGUGGGAGUUGCUCGGAGCAAUGGGGCAGAUAUUUGGGCCCCCAUCAAGACAAGUACUUCUCCCAGGUUCGAGAAGCCUGUUUCACAAUUCAAUUGACAUACUCCUACGUAUAGUUCUAAAUAGGCCAGUGGUGUAAAGGGUAACCAACUUUUCGACUUUUUAUUUAAUGUGCAACAACUUCUCGUUAGACACCGUCAACUUUGUAACAGAAAUUAAUGGAGACAAAUGAGCUCGAAUCACGCUAGCACCAAAGUGGUUAUUUGUUGUUGUGUAUCCAAAUCGAAAUCUGAUGCCACAAAAGUUUUGAACUAGUGGUGUGAUUGAAGCUUAUAUACUAGUACGCGGGAUGAUACUGUAUUUUAUCCUGAUAUUGCGGAAUGUAUAUUUAUGAAUAUGAGCAGUAUUAUGGCGUCUCUGUAUUAAGUCUAGAGAAAUAUGUGGAGGGGAAUUUAAUGGGUU